Molecule: messenger RNA, 1426 nt
Organism: Hyla sarda
Lineage: Eukaryota; Metazoa; Chordata; Amphibia; Anura; Hylidae
Gene: GALT
Product: galactose-1-phosphate uridylyltransferase
Exons: 12
Coding region: 165-1256 (363 amino acids)
Biological process (GO): beta-D-galactose catabolic process via UDP-galactose, Leloir pathway
Cellular component (GO): cytoplasm
Molecular function (GO): UDP-glucose:hexose-1-phosphate uridylyltransferase activity; zinc ion binding
Source: RefSeq, a predicted model, not a curated record
AGUGGUGACAGGCGGGAAACGGGCACAGCGGACCCUGGUGGUGGACGGCGGCAUUACACCCGCACCUGUCCAUGGGUCACAUGAUUAGAUCACAUGACCAGAAGCGCAUGACCUCCACCUCCUGAGUGCAGUGAGUUGUAGCGCUGCCCCCUGUGCUGGAUGAGAUGGACCCGCUCUCUCCCUUCCUGCCCAGCGAGCACCAGCACGUCCGGUACAAUCCUCUCCAUGAUGACUGGGUCCUAGUGUCCGCUCACCGUAUGGGGCGCCCAUGGCAGGGUCAGCUGGAGAAGCCUCCGCAGGAAGAUGUUCCCAGACGUGAUCCCAGGAACCCGCUGUGUCCAGGGGCCCGGAGGGCGGGGGGGCAGGUAAAUCCCGACUAUACAGGAACUUUUAUCUUUGAAAAUGACUUCCCUGCCCUUCAGCCUGAUGCCCCCGAUCCUGGUCCCAGUGAACAUCCAUUACUCCAGGCGGGAUCUGCACGAGGAGUCUGCCAGGUCAUGUGUUUCCAUCCUUGGUCAGACAUCACCCUUCCUCUCAUGUCCUUGGAGGAGGUCCGGGCUGUGAUUGACAAGUGGGCGGAGAUAAACAUGGACUUGGGCACCACUUAUCCCUGGGUUCAGAUUUUUGAGAAUAAAGGAGCCAUGAUGGGCUGCUCCAACCCGCACCCCCACUGCCAGAUCUGGGCGAGUAAUUUCCUUCCGAACGAGGCCCAGACUGAGGACCGGACACAGAGGGAAUACCUGAAGAAACAUGGCACCCCCAUGUUAGUAGAGUAUGGAAGACUAGAGGAGGAGAAGAAGGAGAGGCUGGUGCUGAGUAAUGACCAUUGGCUGGUGCUGGUCCCGUACUGGGCAGUUUGGCCGUUUCAGACUCUUCUUCUACCGCGUCGUCAUGUGACCCGCCUCCAGGACCUCAGCGGCGCAGAAAGGGACAGUUUGGCGUCAAUCAUGAAGCGGCUGCUCUGCAAGUACGACAACCUGUUUGAGAUCUCCUUCCCGUACUCCAUGGGCUGGCAUGGGGCCCCAACGGGUAGUCACCUGAGUGAGGACUGCAGCCACUGGCAGCUCCAUGCUCACUACUACCCCCCGCUCCUGCGCUCCGCCUCCGUACGGAAGUUUAUGGUGGGAUACGAGAUGUUGGCCCAAGCUCAGAGGGACCUGACAGCGGAGCAGGCAGCCGAGCGUCUGAGAAACCUUCCUGAAGAACAUUAUAAGCUGAGGACAUCGGAGGCGCCCCCAAGUGGUGGAGCAGAGUAGUGACCCCGUAUAGGCAGCAGCAUGUCCUGUAUUUGUCUGUGUGUCAUCAGUCUGUCCGCUCUGUACAGUUAUAAGAGAAAUUAUACAAGAAAUGUUCUUAUUUCUACAUAUUUCUACAUCUCAUUUUGUUUCACUAAGAACUGAUGUUCUCCUACAAGGGGAAGAUUGAU